CAGACAGCAAACCCAAUGUACGUUGUCAUGAAAACAAACCGCAUAAGAAGGCCAGCUGCCAUGUACAUCACAAGAGAAAUUAUGACAUCAUGAAGAUUUGAAAGUCUAUAGAAUCAUCAAAACCGAUAGAACAGUUUGAAAAUCAAUAUGACAUGGAUUUUUUUUUAAAGAGUAGCAACCUCAGGCAUGCUGGUUAAAAAAACAAACAAGGAAUUCUAUUAUGUUCCUCUAUAUUAAACAUGGGGACAAUGAGACAUUUCUUGCGAGCACCAACUGCCGUGUGGUUGUCCUUCUCCAGUACAUGAGAUCCAAGCUUGGCCUUCCAGAGUCAGAGCUAGUGGAUCUGUGUGAUGACAAAGGCUCUCUGAAGCUGAUGUUUCAGUCCCACCUGUCACAAGAGUAUUGCAGUCAACUACUUGCCUCCAGAUGCACCUUUACUGUCUGCGUUAUCAACAGAAAUCCAACGGAUGGUGCCUAUGUUUCCAUCACUCCCUCAGUGACCAAUCCAGAUCCUGCCCUUCUCGAGACACUGCAGACUCAGACUGAAAGUCUGGAGAGGGCUCGUCUUCGACACCUCCGUUCUCAAGAGGACCGCAGAUCAACAGAGAUGCCUACUCAGGCCCAGCCCACACAGCCAGCUAAAGGUCGAGGCCGAGCAGUACAUGUAGAAGCCCCUGAUGAGGAACCCCAACGCCGUCCCGCAGGGAAGAGGGGCAGGAACUGAAAAAUGAAAACAUCAAAUUCAAUUAUAUGCACAUAAAGGAGACUCAACUGAAACUUGAGUAGACAUUGGGGUUUUCUAGCAAUAUAUCUUGUGAUUUCUUCACAUGAAAUUAUAGUGUUUGUGUGGGGUCAUUAGUGUAAUUUAUUUACAAUGAUAUGUGGCAGGAUGUAGGUCUAUCAAUAACAUUUGCAUAGGAUUCCAACAGACUAGUUUUACACCCACAACAGCAAUGCCUGCGGUAUAAUUUAUUUUUAUGACAGAUAAGACAGAUAAGAAGUAGGCUAAAUUAAGUUGCUGUACCAAAACUUGCCACAAGGAGAAAAAUGUAAUUCUCUUUUCUUGAGCCAUCUUAGUUUGCCAGAUAUUUGUACAUGCAUAUCAGAAGAUACUGACACUGCAUGACCCAUCCUACCCUGCACACAAAAAAGGACCCUGAUAUUACGUAUUUACCAGAAAUAGGUUAAAUCGUCUUUAAAGUUGAAGAUAUAUAAUUGAAUGAUUGGGUUGUAAGCUAAGCUAGCCUUAGUUAUGCAUAAGUACAACAACAUAAUUACAAUUCCAACAACAAAGAAAGCAUUGUUUGAUUCAAAUAGCCUAACACAACUAAAUAAACAAAAAUAGCUAGAUAUUUUCGAUAAUGUAAAAAGAUUUGGGUAGCCAUAGUCUUUUAAAAACCGAAAAUAAUAAAUAGUGAUCUGUGCCCAAGUCUCAGCCUGUUUAUUAAUACUUGCUAAUUCCGUUGUUUCCCUAUACAUACCUACUCUGUUUUGGAUUUAGAAUAGCCAUGUCUCCCUUUUAAUAAAAGUGAUAUUGCAUUAUUCCAAUGCUGCUGCCACUGCCACUGAUUUCCACAAACUCUCGACACUCGUAGCUAUUUAAAUAUGGUUUUGUUAUUCUAAAAACGACUACACAUUAAUUUACAUGUUGGCUAUGUAAUAGUAGCCUGGCUCUGCCCUCUUACGUACUUCCGCUCAAUUUUGAUUUAGCUUCUAUACUAGGUCUGGCCAUUAGGUAAGUAAGUCAGAUGUGUCCGGUUAAUUUUCUACCGGCCAAUCAGCGAACAGAGGGAGUGGCUGUCAUGCGCUAGUUUGUGUUGUAGUUCCAUAAUGGCGGCGGAGAAAGAUGCGAGCGAAGCCAUUCGUUCCGUUGUGGCAACGCUGCCGAAUAUCCAUAAACUAAAGCCAGAGCAAGAACAAGUUUUGCUGAGUUUUGUUGGUGGCCAUGAUUGUGGCCCUCCUCCCCACGGGGUUCGGGAACAUUUUGAUUUUCCAGCUACGGCAGCUAGCUCUGUUACAGUAGUGGUGAAGGAAUUGGCUAAGGCGAACGAUAGCGAUUGGUUAUGGCAGAUCAGAGUGGCUCUGGGCAGAUCCAAUAGUUUUAAACUUCAACAGAGUACCCGCCUACAAGGAAGUCAACACUUGUCAAUGGAGCCAGGCCAGACUCUCUGUACAAAUGAAAUGUACAAGAGUCUGGUUAGGACCAGGCUAAUGUAAUAGUAGGCCUAAGUAAUAACGUAUACAAGUGUGGUAUUAUAGGUAGGGGUUAAGUAGCUACAUUAUGUACGUUCAUUUGCGGUAACGCAAAGGGUCCUUUACUUCCGGUUAAGAAGAUCGUGCAGGGUAUGAUGGAUCGUACAGUCACAGAUAUGUUUGUUGAUACGCUUGAUUUAAAGGCAGUAAAUACAUAAUUUUCGAACGAGAGUUGUUUAGCGCUCCCUUCUUAAUUUUUUACUUUCAGUGGAGAAUAGUUUUAAGAUGGUCCCUUGACGUAAGUGACGAAUUAUGUCAUUUACGACUUCAGUGAUUGGUGGGUAUGAAUACCUGUUUGUUACCAAGCGUCAACCUGUUGGAAAAUUGUAUGAAAUGAGUUUGGAUGGAUAAUUCUUUUAAAGGUGCAUGUAGUGUGUGAACCCCAAGGUUUUAUCCCUGCUAACUGUCAGGAGUUGAUGAGCUGUACUUGUAAUUGUCUAGUUUUGCUUUAGUGAAAUAAUAUUGAAAAGGCCCAAAACAUUGUUAGAAUAUGAAACAAGACUGUACAUACAGAAGCAAAGGUUAUAGCAAAAUACACCAUAUGCGGUGGGUGGAAUACCGUUACACAGGAAAUAGUGGGCGAACAGGCGGUUUGCUUCAAAUGUCAUUUUAAUUUGGCAUAUUUUAUGUUCAAUUAAAUGUAUAAUGGCAGCUUGAUGUCAUAUGCCACACACUAUUCAUUCUGUAUUCUUCAGAGUUGAAGUCUUAAACUGAAAUAAUCUGAUAGAGCAUUUCUGGCUCUGCAAAGGGAUUUGAAAUAGGCUACUGGUGGUUGUGGUUUCCCUGCCAUUCAGUAAACAGCAACUAGGGCUUGAUCGGUAAAGCGUAGCUAACUUCCCUCUUGAGAAUCGCCGAUUUGUUUCUUCAGCGUAUUUCUGUAGAAGGCCCAGUGUUUUAUGAGGAAUGAGUCUGGACUUCACCACAGUUGCUUUUGUUUCGUAUGCCUUUUCUUUUAAUAUGCCCUUUUGUAAACCAACAUUCUCAGAAGUGGCUCCAAGUGUUUUUCCCCUAAACUCCAGAGAGGGAAUUUCAGUUGGAUAACAGUCUAAAUGUCCUUAGAGGUUCUUCAAAUGACCAUGCUUUUUAUAUUUUUCAUCAGUUGUCUUACAACAAUAAAAUUCCUGUCUUUCAAGACAGUUGCUUGAAAUGACUGUGAAUUGUUCUUGACACACUUUCUGACGUCAUAGAAGAGCCUACUUCCGAAUGUGAAAACAAUUUGUAUACAAUUAAGGAAGUCUGUAAAGCAGCUGUCUGAAUCACGCAGACAUGAUCUUGAAAGAAGGACAUUUCUUAUCUUAGGAAACUCUGAUUGACGCUUGAUUAACCCAGUGUCAAGACAUCUGUAGUUAUUGUGUUGAUCUUUGUACUUCUGUGAAUAUCAGUCAGAAUCUUAACUA
Messenger RNA from Osmerus eperlanus (European smelt), 3650 nucleotides. It is a transcript of the gene c13hxorf65, whose product is annotated as chromosome 13 CXorf65 homolog. The record is from RefSeq and is a predicted model, not a curated record. NCBI's taxonomy places the organism in Eukaryota, Metazoa, Chordata, Actinopteri, Osmeriformes, Osmeridae. The transcript is spliced from 6 exons. The coding region runs from base 221 to 724 and encodes 167 amino acids.